UCCUCCCGCAGUCCUCCGCCUUGUCUCGAAGCCCAAUUUAACUCCCGUCCCCGCACCUGACCCACGAUGAGUCGCUACGAUCGCGCAAUCACAGUCUUCUCGCCCGACGGCCAUCUUUUCCAAGUCGAGUACGCCUUGGAAGCCGUCCGAAAAGGAUCCACAGCGGUCGGCAUCAAAGGCACCGAUAUUCUCGUGCUCGCAGUAGAAAAGAAAUCAACUGCGAAGCUGCAAGACGCCCGCACCGUGCGUAAGACUGCCCGCAUCGACGAACGCAUCUGUCUGGCCUUCGCCGGCUUGACGGCUGACGCCCGCGUCCUUAUCAACAAGGCUCGCAAGGAAUGCCAGAGCUACCGCCUCAUGGUUGAGGACGCCCCCUCCGUCGACUAUAUUUCUCGACAUAUCGCGACUACGCAGCAGCGCUACACGCAAAGCGGAGGUGUGCGACCCUUCGGCAUAUCUACCCUUAUCAUUGGCUUCGAUUCUGACGGUACCCCGAGGCUCUUUCAGACGGACCCGUCUGGAUUGUUUUCGGAGUGGAAGGCGAACGCCAUUGGACGCAACUCGAAGACCGUUCGCGAAUUUUUGGAAAAGAAGUAUGACGAGUGUGUCGUUAACGUGGAGAAGGAGAAGGCAGAAGAGGAGACCAUCAAGUUGGCCAUCAGGGCCAUUUUGGAGGUUGUCGAAAGCUCUCAUAAGAACAUUGAAGUUAGCGUUAUGCAUAAAGAAACAGGGAUUAAGAUCUUGGCGGAGGGCGAGAUUGAACAGCUCGUCGCUACAGUCGAGAAGGAAAAGACUGAGACUGAAGAGAAGAAGAAGCCGGGGCAAACAACUUUGUAGGUCAAAGCGAGGGACAUUAACUACGCGAUUGGUGACUGUACCGCAUAAAAAAAAGGAAAUGCGGUAUCUUUUGUCGACUCGCGCCGACUGUCCGCGUGACUUUUUCUGUUUCAUCAUCGACGUCUUUGUAGUCAUCCUGAUUUCGAACGGGAGGGAAAAGCACUGCCUCUGCAGUUUUCUUGAGGAAGUGCUGAACCGUAUGUUGCACCUCGCGUUACGCUAGGGGCACGAGGUUUGACAAUGUCACGUGCGAGUCUUGGCCUAAGGUUUGUCGUGCAACCUUUGCACGGCUGUGCUCGUUAGGAUUACCGGCGAAGCAUUGGUUUCUGCUGCGUCACCUCAAAAACGAGACGGAAACGUUGCGUCUCUCUAUACCCUACUAUUGUACACCUGGGUCGUCCGCUGUCUCAAAAACGGCAACCGCAGCCUCUCCACCCCCGCGAUUGGGUAGUACAGCAUGUUCACAAAACCCCACCCAGGCUUUAUGACCUUUUCCAUACCUAUAGCUUCGACGCGAAUCCUUCUCAGAUCGGGGCUGAGUAAUAGACUCCACUGCCCGCCUCGGACAUUCGGCUUUGCUGGCAAUAGUAUAAUUUCAUGGCACAAGGUUAUUACGUUCGUACUACAUGCGACAACUCUGACCAACCAAUAAUCCUUGAAAAGUAAGGCAGCCUGGUACUCGCUCCCCAUGUGAUAAGGAUCGGCUCCCCCGUCGAAACCGCUUUGCAAAUAUGAAUGAAGAACAAACAUUAAAAACACUUCUUCGCUGUGCAUAAAUUCCGUCUUGAGUCGGAAUAAACAAGAUAGGCUAAAGUACUCGUCAAGGGCCCGUGGUUUCUCGGAGCUGCUGUGUGCCUGUACAAAUGCAACACUUUAGCAUCUAAUAUAGGCUCUGCUGUGGUUGACCUUUGUCUCAAAGUUGUGCGAAACUCCCCCACGGGUAAUUCAUCCUAUUGAAGUACGGUGACACGUCUGUACAGGCAUCCCAAGCUCCAAAACGGUAGCAUUGGAAACAAUCACUCGCUUCCGCACUAGCGCUUGCUCUCGCUCGCGCUAGGGGCCGCGUGAGCACUUCGCCGCCUUGCCCAGUAACCUUCAUUCCAUGUCUUGCCAUGUUUAGGUGAUGCAUGUUUCUUGCCACCAGUAUUCAAGCCAGUGAGCCUUUCCGAGAGCCCCAUGAUUUCCAUGUUUUUCAGAUGCAUAUCCCGCUUCAACGAUUGAUUGACCUUUACCAGUUCGGUUUCUUGGUCAAUCUUUUCCUUGAGCAUAUUCAACUCGCCAACUUGCAGCGUUGCGUUCUCUUUUGUCAGCAACGCAACCCUCCUCUCCAACUCUCUGAUGUGGUGCUUCCUCCGUUCCCUGCUCGCCGCCGCACUCUGCCGGUUCCGCUCAGCGCGCAUAGCCUUCCUCUGAUCCUGAUCUUCCUCCAUGUCCAUGCUCGACCCCGGGCCUGCACCAACAU
Molecule: messenger RNA, 2299 nt
Organism: Chondrus crispus (carragheen)
Lineage: Eukaryota; Rhodophyta; Florideophyceae; Gigartinales; Gigartinaceae
Product: Proteasome subunit alpha type
Exons: 4
Coding region: 67-837 (256 amino acids)
Biological process (GO): ubiquitin-dependent protein catabolic process
Cellular component (GO): nucleus; proteasome core complex; proteasome core complex, alpha-subunit complex
Source: RefSeq, a predicted model, not a curated record